Molecule: messenger RNA, 4304 nt
Organism: Strigops habroptila (Kakapo)
Lineage: Eukaryota; Metazoa; Chordata; Aves; Psittaciformes; Psittacidae
Gene: GABRR2
Product: gamma-aminobutyric acid type A receptor subunit rho2
Exons: 9
Coding region: 16-1410 (464 amino acids)
Biological process (GO): chemical synaptic transmission; monoatomic ion transmembrane transport; nervous system process
Cellular component (GO): neuron projection; synapse; membrane
Molecular function (GO): extracellular ligand-gated monoatomic ion channel activity; GABA-A receptor activity; neurotransmitter receptor activity
Source: RefSeq, a predicted model, not a curated record
CCUGUUUCCAGCAGGAUGCCUUAUUUCGCAAAACUGCUUUUAUUAAUCUUCUGCUUAGUUCUUCUCGUGGAAAGCAGAAAGCACAGGAGGAGGAGGUGGACAAGCCAGCUGGAGGUGCAGAGGGCAAGUCACAUCUACAAGAGGAACCGUGACAUGACCAAAACCUGGAAAGGAAAGACAGAGCAGCUUCUCAGAGUCGACGACCACGACUUCACCAUGCGGCCGGCUUUUGGAGGCCCUGCAAUUCCUGUAGGGGUGGAUGUGCAAGUUGAAAGCUUGGACAGUAUUUCUGAGGUUGACAUGGAUUUCACUAUGACUCUGUACUUAAGGCACUACUGGAAGGAUGAACGUCUCUCAUUUCCCAGCACCACCAACAAGAGCAUGACCUUCGAUGGCAGGCUGGUGAAAAAGAUCUGGGUCCCUGAUGUCUUCUUUGUGCAUUCCAAAAGGUCCUUCACUCACGAUACCACCACGGACAACAUCAUGCUGCGUGUGUUCCCUGAUGGUCACGUCCUCUACAGCAUGAGGAUCACAGUGACAGCAAUGUGCAACAUGGACUUCAGCCGCUUCCCUUUGGAUUCUCAGACGUGUUCUCUGGAGCUGGAAAGCUAUGCUUACACUGAUGAAGAUCUGAUGCUGUAUUGGAAAAAUGGGAAUGAAUCUCUGAAAACCGAUGAAAAGAUUUCUUUGUCUCAGUUUUUGAUACAAAAAUUCCACACUACAUCAAGACUGGCUUUCUAUAGUAGCACAGGUUGGUACAAUCGCCUCUACAUAAACUUCACUUUACGCCGACACAUCUUCUUCUUCUUGCUCCAAACCUACUUCCCUGCCACCCUCAUGGUCAUGUUGUCCUGGGUGUCCUUCUGGAUCGACCGACGAGCAGUUCCUGCCAGAGUCUCUUUGGGGAUAACCACUGUGCUGACCAUGUCCACAAUCAUCACUGGGGUGAAUGCCUCCAUGCCUCGUGUUUCCUACAUCAAAGCAGUGGACGUUUACCUGUGGGUCAGUUUUGUGUUUGUCUUCCUCUCGGUGCUGGAAUACGCGGCUGUGAAUUAUCUGACUACGGUGCAGGAACGGAAGGAGAGGAAACUGCGGGAAAGGUUUCCAUGUACGUGUGGAAUACCUCAUUCAAAAACUAUGAUGCUGGAUGGAAACUACAGUGAAUCUGAUGCCAACAGCCUGGCAGGAUAUACAAGAAACCAGAUGGUCCCAGAGGAAGAAAAACAAGAAAAGAUGGUUGUGCACUUAGCUAUGAGCAAUGAAUCUAAUUCAUCAAGGAAGAGAGGCCUGAAGGGCCAUGUGGGCUUGCUUAUCAUCCAGAACACUCAUGCAAUUGAUAAAUACUCAAGAUUAAUAUUUCCAGGCACCUAUAUAUUUUUCAAUUUGAUAUAUUGGUCUGUCUUUAGCUAAGCAUGCUGGCACUGCAGUGACUGAUGCAGAAGACAUUUACAGAACUCUCUUUUGUUCAUUCUUUUUCAGCCUAAUCUGGAUGCGAAGCCAGAAGACUGACUACUUUAUUGCUUCUUCGGAGGGUAAAGGGGAGGACACAUCCUCCAGCAGGCAACUCCAUGCACAGGCAUCACGGAGGAACCUGCUGUGUUGGUUGCUUUCCAAUCCACACCCCAGCUCCUGUUUGCUUUAUGAGACGUGUCAUUUCUCAUACUUGAAAAUAUGUGCUCACCAUUCACCCCAAAGGUGCUCUAUGUUCUUUUGGGGCCGGCCACACUGGUGCUGCCUGCUGUGCGAUGGACAACCAGAGACAGUGUUCACAUGGGCUGUCACAGGUUAGACAAAUGCAACUUGCAAGAGAAGGUCUGGACAGUGCAUGUCCUAUAAGGGAACUAAAUGAGGCCUUUCCUUUUCAAAUCUCUGCUUUUUUAUGUUUCUUUGGCAUUGUUUUUUAAAGAUGACCUCCUUUUAGGGACCAGACUCUGCUUUCUCCAGAUAGGAUCUCAAUCGAUACCAUUUGGGCAGUCUACUGGCCAGGAUCAGCUGGGUUGGUUACACAGUGCAGGUCAUAUGUUUCAUUUGGUGGUCAUGAUUUUUCUGGAUUAGAACUAAGGAGUGAGGAUGAUGCAAAGAAGGCUGCAGACUCACAGAAGAUGGUUCCUAGGGUACAUGGGAAAUGAAAACAGGGAGGUUUACACAGGCGUCCUCUAUAUAACUUGAGCACAGCACGUGAUAUGUAGCAUCCACCCUCUAAAAUGAGAUGGGAAGCUGAUGUGUAGCAUGUACAGUCAGCACAAGGUGAAUGGGCAGUAUCUCUGGGACCACCAUUUUCUCUCUCCAGUAGCUGAAAACAGUUUUGAGGGCAGCACUGGUGGCUUUCAAGAGUUUUGCUCAUCCCUGUGAGGAAAGUGCAGCCCACAAAGAAACUGUAUAUCCCAUAGUGUCUCUCCCAAUCAAUACACUUUCCUUCUGUUCAUUUUGGAUCAAGAGAGGGAGAUGUCUGCCAGAAUCUCUCUCUGCAGAAACACAGGCACGUCAGAGAUUAAAUGGCCAAGAAUAAUACUGUGAGGUCCAAGGUCAGCGUAAGUCCUUUGAAGCUGCUGGAGAGCAUUGUAACAAUCUUCUGUGCUUGGCAUUCCGUUUUUCAUCCUGUCAUAUCCUCCUUUCCUUUGCUGACAACACUGACAGCAAAACCCAAAUGUAGAAACAUGAUAGCAACAAGACAACGAUGUCCAGGUCUGUGUGCUCCUUGUUUUUAGAAAACACCAUGACAUUUUGGCUGUGAUAGAGAUUAUGUUAACCAAAACAUUUGGUUAUCAGGCUGAAACUCAGAAGAGUGGGCAGAGCCUGAAGCAUGAAGACCCAGGACUGAGAUUAGAAGCUGACACAACGAUAAGAUUAAGUUGUACAUUUGACUGGAAUUGGGCCAUGUAGAUUCAUAUAAUUCACAUGAAUAAAGGAAAAGCAAACGAAAAUAGUAAUAAAACCGUAACUAUUGGCAUGUGGAACUUUCUGCUUACCAUAGCAGUAAUUCUUAUGUCCUGUAUCUCAAUGGAUGUAGAAGAUGGUAGAGGGUGUCAACGCCAGGCUGUCAGCAAUACCCAGGUUUUCCCUUGUACCUCAAAUAUUGCUGCCUAAGUCGGACGGUUGCACUGAUGGUUGCACUGAUUUACUGGAAAAAAAAGUGAUGAGAGAAUCUAAAAUUAGCAACUGUGUUGCCCUUUAAUCAGCCAUGAUAAUAACUGACAUGAAUGAAGGUCUGUCUGGUCAUAAAAGUGAGAAAAUACAACCCUGAAUACGCUGGCAAGAAGAGGAGCCAUAGAAGAACAGUGUCUGAAAGGAAGCAUUGCCCUGUAUCCCAGCCUGCCACUUCCAUCCUUUUGAGCCGCCAACUAGGUCAGUCCAUUUACCACACAUCACUCUUCUUGGACCUGAAACCCAGAUACUUCUCACAUCAAGAGGUGAAGAUCACUAUACCAAAGACACAAAAAAGCAUUAAAGAAAUAGACCACUUCCCUUUAGAGAGGUUAAAGCCUGGACAUACCAGUGUGUGUUCUUCAGCAUUAGCAGUGUAAAACAAACUAACGCUGCAGCAGGACAUGGCAGGGAAAGGACCUUUGCUGGGGGAAGGCAGCAGAACUGCACCAUGAAGUCGCUGAUGUGGGGAAUGAGAAACUGGGUUCCUGUGCCCCCAGUUUUGCCAGUCUUUCUGCAUUACCCAUGGCACGUGCCAUUUAACCUUUCAGUGCCUCAUCUCCUCCACCUGGAAAGUGGGGAGCAAUAACAUUUACCUACCUCAUGAGGUGCAAGGGGCUUAACUUGCUUAACUAGCAUGUGUGUGUGGCACGGUUAUGAUUUCUGAGCAGAACGGCCAGUGGGAAUUCAAAGGUUUUUGUCUAAGUUACCAAUGAGUUCUUCAAUGUGUGCUCUGAAUCAGCCCAGCUGGAAGAAAGUGUGUAUCUCCUCCACAUUAUAAUGAUAUUAAACCAGAGACAAAUGUAGCCAAAAAGUGAGCACUGUCAAUGAAUAAUGCCUCCUGGCAUAAAAAAAGGAGAUAUCCUAGCGUUUACUUUGCAGUUUGUUUUUAUUCCAUUUCCUGUUCCCUUAGAAGUUAUGUGGUGACAAAGACAGUCCUUUACAUCCUAUCGUCUUUUUAAUAGCUUUCAGCUGCCUGUUGUUUAAAUGUUACCUAAUGAACAUCUUUUGAAGAGGCUACCUGUCACUUUAUAUGCAUCUGUGCAUAGCUGAUAGAGAUUGAUGUCUGUUUCUAUCAGACACAAUUAUACAGCCUAUAAAACCAUCAAGGAGGGUAUUUUUCCAUUAAAGGGAAAAGAAUGUUCUCUCUCUUAGGCACU